AAAUACAUAGUCGCUAAACAAGUUUUAGCCCUAGCUUGAAACUACAUUCCCCGCCGCUCUGCGUCAGGCCUCAUUAGCUGCACCCCGGUGUCUAUACAGGAUUUAAACAAAACGCUUUGGGAAACUUUAACUCGUCACAACACAUUGUGGAGCAUAAGGUCUGUAAGUGAAAAAUCCUACAGUAGGCUGGCAGUUCAAGUUGUAACCGAAGAAGAUGCUUCCUUAGUAGCACUUGAGAUGAGAAAUCAACAAACGUGGACAAAAAUGACUUAGCAACUGGAAGAGGCCUUGCUGACAGUCGGACACCCGACAGUGAAACUGGUAUCGGCUGAAAAGAGAGAAAAUUGAAUUUAAAAAACAAGAAUGUCUGGCCAAGGUGGUUUGAGCUCAGAAGAGGUGGAACUUUCACCUGUUGGCACAACUGCAGAGCCUCAGAUAGCCACAAAAAAGCCACAAGAUAGCAAUAGUAUAGAGGAAGGAAGAGAAAUUACAGAUGAAGAAGAAAAAGAGGACUCAAAGGAGGAGAAGGAAGAAGAAGAAGAAGAAGAAGAAAUGACCAGCUCUGCUCUCCUGGAGCCCAGCACUCUGCCAUGGCCCGGAGACAAGGACAGAGUUCCUCGGGUGGACAACGAUGAUGGAGUCAGGUCAGAAGACAGAGUUUCGGAGCCCGAACAGAAGGACACAGGGAUCAGCGGAGGAAGCCAGGACCUGUCGGAGGAGCAGAGCCAGACAGAGAGUGACGGAAAGAGCAAAGCCAAAUGGAGGGAGAGCAUGCCUGAAGGCGAGAGGUGGAGGGAUGACGAGCUCGAGGUGCAGCACUAUGAUAAAGAGGAUGGCUCACUGGCAGACGAUGAAGACGAGGAGGAAGAAGAAGAAGAAGAGUCGAAAUCGAUCUCAGAGAAAGCAGCCCUCACUCCACAAGUCAAGAUUGUGCAUCCGUCCAGGAAAGAGGUCCCUGAGGAGAGCAAGCUCUUCGUGGAGAAGGAUGACGAGACAGAGCCGCAGAUGGAGCUCCACCCGGCAAUGCAGGUUCACCCACAACGGACAGAACCGGACGACAAGUACUACUUGUGUGAGGAUCUGUGCAGUGAAAAACUGAAGGUGGCUCUGGCGAUGGUGGCCGCAGGGAUCCUCUUCCCUCUCCUCGUGUGGGGAGGCUACGCCCUCCUUCCCUUUGACUCUCCGCUGGUGGAGAGCGCCCCUGUCAGGGUGGUGUACACCCUCCGCUGCUCCUUCUUCGCCAUCAUCCCCAUCCUACUCGGUGUGGUGGUGUUGGGUGUGGCCCGGCUGCGCUACACCACCCUGCAGCCCCUCUAUCAGACUGGGCUGGUGCACAGAGAGCUGGCGGUGCACUGGCACUACAUCAACGAAUCCCUGGGCCUCUUCCUCUUUUUCUUCCUGCAGCUCGCUGUCAUGGCAACCUACAUCAGCCAGGACCUGGUGAAGUUGGUGCCUCUGCUCACCAUCAUUUUUGUCUUUGGAAGGCUGAUCUACUGGCUCUGCCUCUCUCUGGGCAGCAGCAUCAGGGGCGUUGGCUUCGGCCUCUCCUUCCUGCCCGUACUGGUCAUGCUGGGCGCCAACCUGUACUACGUCUGCUCGUCGGUCGGACAAGACGCCGUUUUCGAUGUGGCACCGCCAACGACAGCUCCUCCUCCUCCCAAGCAGCGUUGGUGGGGUUAAAGGGCAUCAGCGGCGAGGAGCUAAAAUACAAAUGACGGUAAACAACUUCCAACAUCGCGACACUCAGACAAGUUCAGCUCGUUAUGUUGGGGUAUGUUGUUUUAUUUUGUAUAAAUACGAACGGAAGCACAACAUCUAAUGGUUAACUUGAAAAAUGAUCCACUCUCUCUUGAAAAGAAAAAAAAAAAAAAAAAGCCAAAAAUGACUUUGUACUGGUCAGUGCUAACCGUGGUGACAAAUAUUAAUAUAAUUUUAUUUCAUGCGGCUGAAUCACAAUAAAAGCCAGCACAUGAUUCUCCAGGUGAACACUUUUAAUGUGAAGCAGCAGUAGGAAAUGUUUGCUUAUAGCAGUAACUUGGUUGUGUGUACAUUUGUUGCUUGAAUCUUCCUCUUUGUUUAAAAAAACCCAAAAAGCAUAAAUCCAAGAGUCUUCAUACAGCAGCUAAUGAAGCUGGAAAAGUUUUCAUACACCAACAAAGCUCUUUAUCUGCAUGGGAAUUGAAACUCUAAAACGAGUCCUUGCGUGUCUUAAUUUACUCAUCUUCCAUUACAAAUCUUUAAACAGUCAGCACCUUCUGUUCAUCUCAAGCUGAUAACCUGCAGUAUGAAGGCUAAAGAGUUAAAUGAGUUUGAGUCAUCCAGCGUUUGGAUGUGAUGCAAGGUGAAAAAGUGAAAAUUAAAGCUGUGAGCUUUAAGCACAGAAUGAAGUGAGCUGACUGUAAAAGACAAUUAUUGAUAUUAGAUUUUUAUAUAUGAAUUAGUCUUUUGUCUUUUUUUU
Messenger RNA from Scatophagus argus, 2458 nucleotides. RefSeq names its product transmembrane protein 79a (gene tmem79a). Gene Ontology annotation, biological process: regulated exocytosis. The record is from RefSeq and is a predicted model, not a curated record. The transcript has 5 exons. Lineage: Eukaryota; Metazoa; Chordata; Actinopteri; Scatophagidae. Bases 364 to 1680 code for a protein of 438 amino acids. Gene Ontology annotation, cellular component: lysosomal membrane; trans-Golgi network membrane.